Molecule: messenger RNA, 339 nt
Organism: Sphenostylis stenocarpa
Lineage: Eukaryota; Viridiplantae; Streptophyta; Magnoliopsida; Fabales; Fabaceae
Source: the annotation of a GenBank genome assembly
AUGUCUCUAGGCAAAUCCAGCCGAUGGUGCUGUUCAUCCGCUAGGAAGCAGAGGAAAAAACCAAUGAGAUCUCUGUCUCCACCGAAGACGAAUUCAACAUCGAGAAGCUUCAGUUGGUCGAAGCUGAAAAGAAGAACAUCAGGCAAGAGUACGAACGCAAAUAACGCCAAGUCGAAAUUCGCAAGAUGUAACUUCCUAUAUACCUUUCUAUCCUCUUUUUAUGUUGAUUUUAUCUCUGUGAGUUCGAAAUUCAUUAGGAUUUAUCGUCCGUUGACAUUGUUUGAAAUUAAAUUCUGGAGACUAAGUCCAACUCGCUUAGAUCUUGAUCCUUGGGUGUGA